GCACUGUAUCAGCCGAUGUGUACCUGGCCUUCGUUUGGCUAAUCUCAGCCUGUGGCAGUGCUUCUCCCCCAUUCUUCACCCAAACAUCACACUUGUUCUCCCUGUGUUUCCUACAACAUUGCACGGAACAACUGGAAAACGCAGAUUUUGACUGGGUGUCCACUCCGGAGGCCGGUUCCAGCCGUUUCGCGAAAUUCGGUUCCGUUGAACUAUGACCGUUCCGAUGAAAAACUAUGGCCACUUUCAAUAAUUUCCCGGAAGAGGGUCGUCCGCCGGACUCGCCGUCCCGGAAGUUCACCCGGAAACAUUACCCGCCGCGGAAUAACUCCUGGAGUCACCCCAAUAGCUUAAUCUGUGCGGAAAAUGCCGAAAUCAAUCGUAACGUGGGCGAUAAAAAGAGCCACAGUCUCAAAAACAAGCUAUUUUGUAUCAAAAAGCCCCUCGAUGAGGAUAAAACCACGUUGAAUAUCCUCAAUGUCCAGACAUUGGGCGAUUCAAGUGCCUCUAAAGCCGUUUGUGAUAAUGACCCGUCCUGUUCCCGUGAUCGGAACAGGAAUUCGUUCCACCAGGACGUGGAGGAGGCUCUGAGUUCGCUGUUGUGGCAACCGUACGAGUACCAGAACUGCAGCUCUUGCAGCAGUAGUGUAACGUUAAGCGACCUUGAUGAGUCGUCGCCAAACAAAGGCCCUUUACACUCAUCAGACCUAAAUCUUCGAACCCAAAUGGUGAACAACCUGAAGCCGUCACCCAGCCAAUCGCGGCCCGGCAAGCCGUCACGUGACGCGUUCUCUUGUUAUGCUGCAAGUAGGUUGAACAGUCAAGCCAGUUUACUGGAGUUACUCGACGGUGGUACCGGUGAUAGUGUCAGUGAUUGUGAUGUGUUGCCCUGCAAAAACAGUGAUAUGCACCUGGAAGUCACGGAACCCGACCCCGGUGCCACCACCAACGUGCUGAGCAUCCCGACGGGAACCCAUGGCCUGAGCAGCGCCAAUGUCGUGGGUCUGCCCGAGAACCCGCGACGGGCGUCGGUACCAUCGCGGAGCGUCCAUCCGCGCAACGGCUCGGAACCCGUCCGCACCCAGGACCCCAUAACCCACCUCCGGAGCGCCUCCGUGCCCAAGCAAAUGCCCAACGUUAGCAACAUCAACGUGAAUUUCUACCGAGCGGUUCCAGUCAACGUCGUAUCUUCGGUACCAACCAUCCAAUGCUUGAAUACCCUCGAAGGGAACAAUGUUUCCAACGUGCAGAUCAUGCCGCUGGGCUCGGGAACCACUCAAGUGACGGUCCACAACCCCACUUCCGUGAACGUGGUGCGAACCUUCACCUCCACGGAGGCGCAGACGGACGAGAUCGCCGUUUGUCCGCCGCCGCCGGAGACGACGGCCACCACCAGGGAGCAGAGACGGAAGGAGCGGCGGGAGCGGCGCCACCAAAGACGAACCAACGGUACCAAUCAUCGACAUACGGUCGACAGUGGUACCCAAGCCAAUACUUUGCAAAAUGAAAGGCUUCCGGAUUUGCUCAAUAGUCACAUGCCGCCGCCGUAUUCACCCCUACCUAGUAAUGUGCCGCCCCCUAAUGUGGUACUACCGACUCCUAUGAUGGUACCACCACCGCAUCUUCAAAGUGUUGGACCUAACAAUGUAGUGCCUAGUGGUUUAGUGGCGUUUCCGCCCCCGCAAGUUGUGGCGGGGCAAGGACCGGUGGCGGUUCCAGUGCCGCCGCCUUCAGGGUUUAGGUUUCCGUUCCCAGCCGGGGGAUUCAGAAGAGGCCGCUUCUCCGAGGAGCCCCCCAAAGGCUGUUGCGGGCUGUUGGCGUGGAAACCGGGCUCUUUGCGCUGGUUCAUAGCAGUGAUCGCUUUGGUGGCUGUCUGUUGUGUGUUGGUUGGAACAGCCCUGGGUGCCAUGAGACCCGCAGGACGGGACCAUCUCACAGUGUCCCUCCUCAUGAUAGGUGUGGGCAUCGUCUUGGUGACGGUCAGUGGCGUGGCCUGGAGACUCACUUCGCACGAUUCGUCAACUUGUCGCUCGAUGCUCGGCUUAGGUUCGACCGAAUCGGUCGAUGUGUGCACUCGACGUUUCGUUCCUCGUUUACCGCCGUCGUACGGCCGUCCCCAUCACCCCUACGCCGCUAUGAUGUACCCAGAGUUCCAGUACCGGCCGCCGCCCCCUAGCUACCAAGCCUCCAUGCAAGAAUAUAGACUGAGACUUUUGCUUCUGGACAGAGGCAACACUCCGCAAAUCCAGGCCGGGAUACAGAACGCCGUCUCGCCGCCUCCGACGUACCGCAGCCACGCUGGCAGUCUGCUUAGGGCGCCUUUGUCGAAUCGGAGAGACACGGCACAGUCGGAGUACAGUUGUCCUCCGUCUUAUCGUUCGCAAAACAGUACGAAUCGACCGGGGACUCUACAAAAUUCGGUUCUGCACAGCCGGGAACAGAGCUUGAGUUUGUCGGAGUCGAAUCAGGAAGAGUCGGUCAACGUUGUGAAUAUUUUAGGCAGUACUGAAGAAGACAUGGCUUUAGAUAAUAUAACUUUAGAUUCGUUGAAAAUGGAGCCGGAAAGUGAUAUUAAUCCGUUGAGGAUGCUUCUUAAAGGCAGUUCCAGUGAUCUUGAAGGUAGCAAAGACGGGAAUUUGGUCACUAUUGUGCAAACGAGCGACCAAAGCCCGGUCAUUGUUACUGUGAGCGGAAGCUCGCAGAUCGAAGGCAGUACAAUGCAAAUACCAUCCGAAAUGGAGAUACUGGCGCACUUAUAGUCGAAACUCCCAUUCCUUAAGGUUAGUGUGCAGUAAUGUAUCACGUUGUAUUAUAAUUAUGCGAUGACAUGUGCCUAUAUUGUGUAGAUAGUUUAUAAAUAGCACUCUGUAUAUUACUAUUAUAUUUUAAACUGUAUAAAAGUAAAUUUUUAAUAAGAAUUGUUAAA
This is a messenger RNA of Tribolium castaneum (red flour beetle), 2923 nucleotides long. RefSeq lists its product as uncharacterized. The record is from RefSeq and is a predicted model, not a curated record. The transcript is spliced from 6 exons. The coding region runs from base 234 to 2756 and encodes 840 amino acids. NCBI's taxonomy places the organism in Eukaryota, Metazoa, Arthropoda, Insecta, Coleoptera, Tenebrionidae.